GGAGGGCGGGGUCGUGAACUGGGGCCGGGGGGCGGGACUUGGAGUGACCAUGGAGGUUGGGGGGGCAGUUAACGGAUGUGGCAUGGGGCGGGGGCCAGGCUGGAGGCCGGCUGCCGGGAAGGGGGGGGAUUCCCUCCUGCCCGAGGGCGGGUCUCCCUCCGAGGAAGGGGCUGCGGGGAUUCCCUCUCCCUCUGGGCCUUGACUUCCCACCCGCCCGGUACGCGGAGAGGCCACCACUCGCUCGGCGCCCUCCAGGCCCUUUGGAGGUGAGGGAGGUGGGGUGAGGUGGUGCCCGCCCCCCCCACCGGCUCCUCCUUCCCCCCAGUCCUCCCCUCCCACCACCCUCCCCCCGAGCCGGUUUGUCCCUCCCCUCCACUCCCCUCCUUCCCCCCGCCGCCUCCUCCUGCCGCUGCCGCUGCUUUGGCUGCUGCGUCAUACGCCCCAGAGCUGCCGGGACGGAGGGGCUGGGCCUGGGGACCCCCCGGCCCUUGCCUGCCCGCCCUCCGACGCCCAGACGUGCCCUCCCCGCGCGGGGGGUUCGCCUCGGUCUCCCACGUCUGCCUCUGCCCGGCUCCCGGCGGCCCCAGCUGUCACUGGCCCCCCCAGGAUGCAAUGGCACAGCCCCCCCGGCUGAGCCGCUCUGGUGCCCCCCCACUUUGGGACCCAGCCUCCCCUGCUCCCACCUCAGGCCCCAGGCCUCGUCUUUGGGAGGGUCAAGAUGUGCUGGCCAGGUGGACGGAUGGGCUGCUAUACUUGGGGACCAUCAAGAAGGUGGACAGUGCUCGGGAGGUGUGUCUGGUCCAGUUUGAGGACGAUUCCCAGUUUCUGGUUCUAUGGAAAGACAUUAGCCCCGCUGCCCUCCCCGGGGAGGAACUUCUCUGCUGUGUCUGUCGCUCUGAGACUGUGGGCCCUGGGAACCGGCUGGUCAGCUGUGAGAAGUGUCGCCACGCUUAUCACCAGGACUGCCACGUUCCAAGGGCCCCUGCCCCUGGAGAAGGAGAGGGCACAUCCUGGGUCUGCCGCCAGUGUGUCUUCGCCAUUGCCACCAAGAGGGGGGGUGCACUGAAGAAGGGCCCCUAUGCACGGGCCAUGCUGGGCAUGAAGCUGUCACUGCCGUACGGACUAAAGGGGCUAGACUGGGACGCUGGACAUCUGAGCAACCGGCAGCAGAGCUACUGUUACUGUGGUGGCCCCGGGGAGUGGAACCUGAAGAUGCUGCAGUGCCGGAGCUGCCUGCAGUGGUUCCACGAGGCCUGCACCCAGUGUCUGAGCAAGCCCCUCCUCUAUGGAGACAGGUUCUAUGAGUUCGAAUGCUGUGUGUGUCGGGGGGGCCCUGAGAAGGUCAGGCGGCUACAGCUUCGCUGGGUGGAUGUGGCCCAUCUUGUCCUCUAUCACCUCAGCGUUUGCUGUAAGAAAAAAUACUUUGAUUUUGACCGUGAGAUCCUCCCCUUCACUUCUGAGAAUUGGGACAGUUUGCUCCUCGGGGAGCUCUCAGACACUCCCAAGGGAGAACGUUCUUCCAAACUCCUCUCUGCUCUCAACAGCCACAAGGACCGUUUCAUUUCAGGGAGGGAGAUUAAGAAGAGGAAAUGCUUGUUUGGUCUCCAUGCUCGGAUCCCUCCCCCUGUGGAGCCUGUUACUGAAGAUGGAGCCCCCACCAGCUUCCCUUCAGGGCAGGGCCCUGGGGGAGGGGUCUCACGUCCCCUGGGGAAGCGCCGGAGGCCGGAGCCAGAGCCCCUGAGGAGGAGGCAGAAGGGGAAAAUGGAGGAGCUGGGGCCACCCUCAGCAGUGCGCAAUCAGCCCGAGCCCCAGGAGCAAAGGGAGCGGGCUCGUCUGCAGAGGGCACUGCAGGCCUCAGUGUCUCCACCACCCCCCAGCCCUAACCAGAGUUACCAGGGCAGCAGCGGCUACAACUUCCGGCCCACAGAUGCCCGCUGCCUGCCCAGCAGUCCCAUCCGGAUGUUCGCUUCCUUCCACCCCUCUGCCAGCACCGCAGGGACCUCUGGGGAUGGUGAACCCCCAGACAGGUCACCCCUGGAACUUCACAUUGGUUUCCCCACAGACAUCCCUAAAAGUGCCCCCAACUCGAUGACUGCCUCAUCGUCCUCGGUCCCAGCCCCCUCCCCAGGUCUUCCUAGACGCUCAGCACCCCCUUCUCCCCUGUGCCGUAGUUUGUCUCCUGGGACUGGGGGAGGAGUUCGAGGUGGGGUUGGCUACCUGUCCCGAGGGGACCCUGUCCGGGUCCUUGCUCGGAGAGUACGACCUGAUGGUUCUGUGCAGUACCUGGUUGAGUGGGGAGGUGGGGGCAUCUUCUAAACAACCUGCCUCUGCCUACCUCCCCAUUCACACACACCGGCACUUUCGUACCCUGACCUCUGACCUCACCUACAGCUGGGAUGUACCUGGGGAGGUGCGAGGGGGUGGGUAGUUGUCCCUACUGCCCAGGCUGGAAUCCAGGUGGGAGUUUGGGGAAGAGGCUCUCUCUUCUCUACUCCCUUCCCGAUUCCUGACCCUUCCCCCAUCCCUCUUCCCAUUUCCUUUGAUGUUAUUUUGUUACAGCUUUUUAAAUAUUUUUUAAAAUUAUUUAACCCCUGGGGAUGGAGACUGAAGAGGGAGGGGGGGAUGAUAAAGGAUCCCGGACUCUGUAUGAUUGAAAUAAAGGUAAACAAACAGAUCUA
Messenger RNA from Lutra lutra (Eurasian river otter), 2678 nucleotides. RefSeq names its product PHD finger protein 1 (gene PHF1). Gene Ontology annotation, molecular function: DNA binding; chromatin binding. Gene Ontology annotation, cellular component: nucleus. The transcript has 15 exons. NCBI's taxonomy places the organism in Eukaryota, Metazoa, Chordata, Mammalia, Carnivora, Mustelidae. The record is from RefSeq and is a predicted model, not a curated record. The coding region runs from base 613 to 2316 and encodes 567 amino acids. Gene Ontology annotation, biological process: regulation of DNA-templated transcription; chromatin organization.